Molecule: messenger RNA, 2688 nt
Organism: Symbiodinium pilosum
Lineage: Eukaryota; Dinophyceae; Suessiales; Symbiodiniaceae
Source: the annotation of a GenBank genome assembly
AUGCAGCAAUACAAGUUGUAUGCUCUGGCUCUGUCCGAAGUACGGUUGGAUUUCCAGGGCUCUCAUAUUUAUGAAGAUGGUUUUACAAUCAUUGCCAGUGGCGUUGGUGCAAGAGGCGGCACAGCUUUGUUACUUUCUCCCGGCGCCACGUCAGCGUGGCAGCUUGCUGGCUCUCGCUCUGUCGGGCACCCCUCUGGACGCGUUUGCUCCUGCACUUUAGCUUUGGGUGGCAAAGAAGGCACGGUGAAGCUUAUCUCGGCUUACUCACCCACUUUUCGGGCUCCUGAUGGCGACAUUGACUCUUUUUGGGCGGCUGUUCGUGCUGAGACGUCCUCAUCAGGUAUGGUGGUGGUUCUUGGCGACUGCAACGCUCGUGUUGGUUGCAGACCUCGUGUUGUUGGUGCUCGAGCUGCCGAUGACCAAGACUCUGUUUUGGGUUUCCACGGGAUAGGAGCUUGCAACGAGAUGGGCCAAAGGAUGUUGGAUUUCUGUCAGACUGAGCAUUUGCGUAUUACCAACACGUUCUUCCCCCACAGUGUUGCCAACAAAGCCUCCUGGUACCACCUUGGCAGUCGGAAUCCGGGACUUCUGGACUACGCCUUGGUUCGCACUGUUGAUGCUGCUUUUGUAACCAACUGUCGGCACUACCCGAACAUUGACGUAGAUUCCGAUCACGUUUUGGGCAUUCUGGACAUGCGUCAGCGACCCUGUGCUCGAACCUCUCGAAUGACUGCUCCUGCUCCUCCUGCUGAACGUCACCAACGUCUGCGCAGCGAGGUUGAGUUCACGAAUUUGGCCUCGCGCAAGGUGGUUGCAAACCUCACUCCUGCACAGUUGCCUGCGGUGCUCUACGAAUGCGGGGUGCUACGUGUUUUGGUCAUGUACAAAGUCCUGGUGUACGUGAAUGGCAGGUUCCUCACCGUGAUGCUCUUCGUGAUCUGGCUCGGGAACGAGUGGCCCGCAAGGCAAAUCGGGCUGCAGUACGUCGCAUGGUCAAUGAAUGGUGGUCUCAACAAGCGGCAUCUUUGUCAGCAGCUUGGUGCUCUACCGAAGCAGAUCAAUCCACACUCUGUUGACGGGGGUGACAUCGCGGACCUGGGCAACUGGCGAGGCAUCUGCUUGCUGCCCGUGCUCUCCAAAGUAAUGGCGACACUGGUCAACGAUUCACUUCGCUCCCUUGCAGAGAACGUCCUUGCGGAGUCGCAGGAAGUUCGUCUGACGACGCCUCCGCCUCCCGCAGCGCAGGCUGACCCACCCCGCGUUGCUGCAGCUCCGCCUCCUCCUGGUCUCUUCGUGCUUUUCGUUGACCUUUGCAAAGUUUUUGACAGCAUGCCUCGCAGUAUCAUGUGGCGUAUUCUCACUCGUCUUGGAGCGACUCUCUGGGACCUGUACUACCACUACGUCGUGCUCGACUGGAGGCAAAGGCUUGGUGCAAACAGUGGUCUGGACGUAGCUUACCUGGAGGACUCGGGCCUCUUUCGCACUUGCGCUGGUGUCCUUGGUUCACAAGAUGCCAUGCAGAUACAUAUUUCCGAGCUUGCUUACGCCGAUGACUUGGCCACACUUCACCUCUCCUGGUCUGAACUUUGUCGUGCCGCUCAGCUUCUUUCAGACACAGUACGCGACUGGGGUGGCGAGCUUAACAUUGGGAAAACAAAGUGGAUGUGUGUACAGUCCGCUCUCCUGCCCACUGGAGCUGUGGAUCUUGAACUGUUCGUGGACGGCGACAAGGUUGAGCAGAUCACCGAGUUUGAGUACCUGGGCAGUGUGUCAAACGACGCGGACUUGGGCCAACUUGCUGACGUUCGCAGGCGGCUUCGGCAGGCGUCUAAAACUUUUGGCUCCCUCCGCGGCCUAUGGCGCAGCCGGCGCAGCCGACGCAUCACACUCAAUACCAAACGCACCGUCUUCCUUGCUGUGGUCAAGAGUGUUGUCUUUGCUUUUCCAGCUCAGUUGGUCGUGGACGUGCCGGUGCUGCUGCUGGGCGUGCGGCUGGUGGAGCUGGUCGGCGAGGACGUGGCGGUGCUGCUCAUGGUAGAGGGCGUGGCUGAUCCAAGUUUCCUGGCUGUGUGUGCGGGCUGUGAGGAUAGGCUCCAGUCUGUGUGCUGUGCGAUAGGGCACUGUACUUGCCUGCUUAGAGCAAUGGCGCCGACGCUGGACGCUCUCGCCAAGCGCGUGUUGCAGCUUGAGAAGGCUCACGAGCUCACUGCCAAGCUUGCUGUGCAGACGGACCUGGACGUGCAACGUGAGCGUCUUCGUCACCAAGUAGUCGAUCUUCCACCUUCGAGGAGACCUUUUGUUCAAGAUGGAGUUCAAGGAGCACCAAGCCCGGCCUGCUGCGUGCAGCGAGGGAGACCAGAAGCGCUCCAGACGUGUGCAGGAGAGCGGCCUCGAUGGUGCCCUGCAGCUGGUGGCUGGACGCAUCUUUUCGCGCAGUUAAAGGAUGCUUGGGCUUGGAAAAGUUUCAUGCAAGAGACUUGCGGCUUGGGCCUGGCUCUGGACUUGACAGCACACUUGCAGCUCUGGACCCUCUCUGCAGUUCUUAUUUGCAAUCGCAUGCCGUAUUUUCUCGCAUAUGUGCCCUCUGCCACGUUGCUUCUGAUCUGUUUGCGCUUUCACUGGCUCCGAGGAGGCAUGCAGAUCUUCGUGAAGACCCUGACGGGCAAGACGAUCACGUUGGAUGUUGAG